Psylliodes chrysocephalus is the source of this 1075-nucleotide messenger RNA. Lineage: Eukaryota; Metazoa; Arthropoda; Insecta; Coleoptera; Chrysomelidae. The record is from the annotation of a GenBank genome assembly.
UUUCUUGGGCAAUAGGUGCCAUAAUGCUAACUGUAAAUAGACAAGAGCACUUCGAAAAACUCAAGUAUAUUUUUGUGGAUGGAUACUUUGCAAUAUUUAAUAAAAAUUUUGAAAGAAAAACCAUUAAAAAAUUUAUUUUAAGAAACUUACAAUAUCACUUACUUUGUUUUUUAAGUGCAACGUGUGUUUCUGCAGUAGGAUACAUUUAUUGUAAAUUGUUCAAAAAGGAAAAACAUAUAAAAACGUAUUUACUGCUAUCGUUUCGUCCUCUUUAUGAGCAGACAUAUCCAUUCAAAAUUAUUAAAUUCAAUUCCAUGAGAUUUUUGUUUAUAGUAUGGUGGAUCAUGUGUUACAUAUUAAUUAUUUCAUAUAAAACAUAUCUUAUAGAAUUCAGAUUAAAGGACCCUAAAAUUGAAUACUCUUUAGAAGAUUUGGUUGAUGAAGGAUUUAAAUUCGAGUGCUAUUUGGAUGACUACUUCUAUAUAAAAGAAGAGUGCGAGCGAGUUCCUUCGAUAUUCUGUAAAAAAUUAAUACCAAAGUCUUCGUAUUACAUUGAUACAUGCGAGGCAUUUGAAAGAAUGUUUGAUAACAGAAUUGCAGUUAUUGGAGAAAUGCAUACUAUAAGAUACAUGGUGCAUUUUUGUACUUUUACAAGAUUUCGACAAAGUGAAAUAAAAUUUUCAUCGAACCGAGUAUUUGGCUUGCAAAUUCACUUUUGGCCAUUGUUGAAAAAUUCUUUUCUAGUAGAAAAGUUUUCAGAAAAAGUUGAUCUCAUAGAGCAAGCUGGCCUUUAUAUACAUUGGCUUCGGAUGGAGUUACAUAUAAAAACAUUAGGCAAAGAUGAAAAAAUUCCCAAGGAAUAUACUCUGGCCCUUAAAGAUGUAUUUAUAUCAUUCUGCUUAUUAUCUGCUGGAUAUAUGCUCAGUAUUAUAUGGUUUUUGGGAGAAAUAUUCAAGAAAAAAUAGGAAAUAAUUAAAUUCAUGAAUAAAUUAGGAAAAGUUAUAUCUACUGAACUGUAAGCUAGCACAAAAUGCACAUUCUUGUAAACUUUAAAUUUAAACAAAAUAAAUAAGUC